This is a messenger RNA of Lodderomyces elongisporus, 240 nucleotides long. RefSeq lists its product as uncharacterized. NCBI's taxonomy places the organism in Eukaryota, Fungi, Ascomycota, Pichiomycetes, Serinales, Debaryomycetaceae. Bases 1 to 240 code for a protein of 79 amino acids. The transcript has a single exon. The record is from RefSeq and is a predicted model, not a curated record. Gene Ontology annotation, biological process: mitochondrial respiratory chain complex II assembly. Gene Ontology annotation, cellular component: mitochondrion.
AUGGCACGAAGAUUAUCGGGACUACAACGAGAUGUGUUAUCGCUAUAUAAGCAAUGCAUGAAAGUGACAUAUACAAAGCCAAGAGCAACACAACAUCAUUGGAGAAACUAUUUACGAGAAGAGUUUCACAAGUACUUGCAUCUACCGAAGAAACAAUUUAGCACGAUUGAACAUUUGUUGCGUACGGGCAAUCGCAAAUUGGAGAUGUUUCUGAACCCUCAAAUCAAGGAUAUUCAUUGA